ACGCGAUGGCGGGGCCCGCGUGGAUGUCCAAGGUCUCUCGGCUGCUGGGGGCAUUCCACAACCCAAAACAGGUGACCAGAGGUUUUGCUGGUGGUGUUCAAACAGUAACAUUAAUUCCAGGAGAUGGUAUUGGCCCAGAAAUUUCAGCCGCAGUUAUGAAGAUUUUUGAUGCUGCCAAAGCGCCCAUUCAGUGGGAGGAACGGAAUGUCACUGCCAUUCAAGGACCAGGAGGAAAGUGGAUGAUCCCUCCAGAAGCCAAAGAGUCUAUGGACAAGAACAAGAUGGGCCUGAAAGGCCCCCUAAAGACCCCAAUAGCAGCUGGUCACCCAUCCAUGAAUUUAUUGCUGCGUAAAACCUUUGACCUUUAUGCAAAUGUCCGACCAUGUGUCUCAAUUGAAGGCUAUAAAACCCCUUACAAUGAUGUAAAUAUCGUCACCAUUCGAGAGAACACAGAAGGAGAGUACAGUGGAAUCGAGCAUGUGAUCGUGGAUGGAGUUGUGCAGAGCAUCAAGCUCAUCACCGAGGAAGCAAGCAGGCGCAUUGCAGAGUUCGCCUUUGAGUACGCCCGGAACAAUCACCGGAGCAAUGUCACUGCCGUGCACAAAGCCAACAUCAUGCGAAUGUCAGAUGGGCUUUUUCUGCAAAAAUGCAGGGAAGUUGCAGAAAACUGUAAAGACAUUAAAUUUAAUGAGAUGUACCUUGACACAGUAUGUUUGAAUAUGGUCCAGGAUCCAUCCCAAUUUGAUGUUCUUGUUAUGCCUAAUUUGUAUGGAGACAUUCUGAGUGACCUGUGUGCAGGAUUGAUUGGAGGUCUUGGUGUGACACCAAGCGGCAACAUUGGUGCCAAUGGGGUCGCGAUCUUCGAGUCGGUUCACGGGACGGCCCCAGACAUUGCUGGCAAGGACAUGGCCAACCCCACAGCCCUGCUGCUCAGCGCGGUGAUGAUGCUGCGCCACAUGGGGCUGUUUGACCAUGCUGCGCGGAUCGAGACUGCCUGCUUUGCAACAAUUAAGGGUGGGAAGAGCUUAACAAAAGAUUUGGGAGGCAACGCAAAAUGUUCAGACUUCACAGAAGAAAUCUGUCACCGAGUGAAAGAUUUAGAGUAAGGCUUCUAGAGAAGGUAUUCGCAUCAGUCACUCCUAAUGAUGCCACGUACAGCUGUAUGAGAACACAUCCUACUGUGUGCACUUGGUUUCCUUGUUUCCUGAUAGUCCAUUUCUAGAUCCGGCCUUUUAACAAAUCUGUGCAGAGGAUGCAGGUGAUGUCCCUAGGUCUGCUUUCAAAGAACUUUUCCAAGUGCUUGUUUUGUUUACUGUCUAUUUGGUAUACAUUUUUUGUAAACUCUAAGCGGACUGUAUCAUUUGCCAAUGUUAACCAUUUUACACUUCAGUUAAAACAGUUUCCCUCAACUGUAAAUAUGGUACAGAAUUAAUAAGAAGAAACAUCUAACUUUUUAAAGAAAAAGUUUUCCUUAGCUUAUGAAAAAUGUAAUAGAAAUUAAGCAGAAUACUGACAUAAUAGCACAAGAUGACAUUCUUAUCAAAUGAACGGGAAAUUUCCUAGGAAAGAUCACGUCAAAAACAGUGACUAUGGUAUAUUUCUUUAUGAUAUGGAAAAUUAAGACAGAUUUGUCCUUUAUAUGAAUUACUGAAUAUGAAUAAAGACUUUAGAACCAAGAAAUAUAUGAGAUGUAACUUUUGUUAAAUAGAUAUAGGUAAUAUAUUGGCUAUAAAGACACAAAUGUAUUGUUGGUUCAACUAUUUUGUUACCUUGAGAUUAUUGUUUGUGAGCUUUCCAUGAAGUGAAGGGCCACACUUCCUUUUCACUGGACAUAUGUUAAGCCUUUGAGCCCCUGAAAUGACUGAGUCGGACGUGGCAGCUGACCACUGUGUGCCGUCACACUCCUGCAGCACGCAUAUCACACUCCAGCCGAUCCUGCUAAAAGGCCUGACCAUGCUAUUAAUUUUACAUAUCUGUGGUCACCCCUCUCCCUUCCCCAAAGCACCACCAGUAAGAGAUGAGGUUGCAGAGACAGCAGACUCAGCCUGGGCUGUUCACACAAAUGUGCAGCUGGGUUUGGGCUCAGCCUUUGACCUUCAGGCCCCUCCAGCCCCCUGCUGCCCAGCAUGAUUUUUCUUAAUUUUCAGAUACUGAGUCACUAUCUCCAUGAACAGUUACCCUUUGGCUCCAAACCAAAGGCAACUUAUGUUGCCCCUCAUGCAACGACACAAACCCGUGCUUUGCAUAACGUACCCAGGUCACAGGGAUUUCUUAACAACAGACAUCCCUAUCUGGGUGCAUUUUUAGGCUUGUCACCAGACUUACAAUCUUACCUGUACUUUACUCUGUUUAAGCUGCUGCUUCCUGUUUUAUUGGAUUGUGCGAAUUAUUCUUGGGUUCAAACUAAUAAAGAAUUCCAAAACUGA
Messenger RNA from Miniopterus natalensis, 2426 nucleotides. RefSeq names its product isocitrate dehydrogenase (NAD(+)) 3 catalytic subunit alpha (gene IDH3A). Gene Ontology annotation, cellular component: mitochondrion. The record is from RefSeq and is a predicted model, not a curated record. Lineage: Eukaryota; Metazoa; Chordata; Mammalia; Chiroptera; Miniopteridae. Gene Ontology annotation, molecular function: NAD binding; magnesium ion binding; isocitrate dehydrogenase (NAD+) activity. Gene Ontology annotation, biological process: isocitrate metabolic process; tricarboxylic acid cycle.